Molecule: messenger RNA, 1833 nt
Organism: Dothidotthia symphoricarpi CBS 119687
Lineage: Eukaryota; Fungi; Ascomycota; Dothideomycetes; Pleosporales; Dothidotthiaceae
Product: tripeptidyl-peptidase 1 precursor
Exons: 1
Coding region: 1-1833 (610 amino acids)
Biological process (GO): proteolysis
Molecular function (GO): tripeptidyl-peptidase activity; serine-type endopeptidase activity
Source: RefSeq, a predicted model, not a curated record
AUGAAGAUCACGGCAGCACUGUUGGCGGCGCUUGCCGCCCACGCCCUGGCAACUCCAAUCCAAGGACGUUCGCCCUAUGUGGUGAAGGAGACGCAUUUCGUUCCCCAGGAAUGGACCAAAUUGGAGCGCUCCCAUGGAACAAAGACGAUUCAGCUGCAAAUUGGUCUCAAGCAGGGACGAUUUGACGAGCUCGACCGCCAUUUGCACGAAGUGUCUGACCCUGACCACCCGCGAUAUGGCCAGCACCUCAGCGGCGACGAGGUAGAUGCGCUUGUCGCCCCUACUUCUGAGACGUACAAGCUUGUUCAUGAAUGGCUUGCCGAAAACGGGAUUAAGGACUUGGGCUACAGCUCCGCCAAGGACUGGAUCGUCGUUCAUCUUCCUAUCGAAAUGGUCGAGCGACUGUUGGAUACGGAAUACCACAACUACAAGCAUGAGGAUGGCUCCGUCGUGGCCCGUACGACUGCCUGGUCGCUUCCUCGCCACCUCCACGACCACAUUGACGCUAUCCAGCCGACGACGUCGUUCUUCCGUGGUGCUGCGCAUGCGGCUACGUAUGUGGACAAGGCUGUCACGGUUCCCGCGAGCUACAAAGCUCCCACGAACCAGACCAUCGCCAGCGUUUGCAACGUGACUUCUGUCACGCCCGAGUGCUUCCAGACCUUGUACUCUACUAAGGGCUACAAGACCCAAGCGAGCGACAAGAACUCCAUUGGAUUCACCAACUACCUUGGCGAAAUCCCCAUUCGUCCGGACACCAAGCUCUUCUUGCAGAAGUACCGCCCCGAGGCCGUGUCUCAGGCAUACGCCUUCAAGCAGUACUCUAUCGAUAACGGUCCCGUUCAGGACACCGGUUUGACAUACAACCAAUCUACGGUCGAGGGCAUCAGUCGCGAGGCCAACCUCGAUGUCCAAGCUAUUUCUGGCAUCAGCUGGAAGACCCCAAUCACCAGUUACUCGACUGGUGGCUCGCCUCCCUUUGUGCCAGAUCUUUCCACGCCCACAGACACAAACGAGCCAUACCUUACAUGGAUCAACUGGCUGCUCGAGCAGAAGAGCAUUCCCAAGAUUAUCAGCACAUCAUACGGCGAGCCUGAACAGUCGAUUCCCCGCUCAUAUGCUGAGCGCGUUUGCAAGCAGUUUGCUCAGGUCGGCGCUCGUGGCACAACUCUCUUCUUCUCCUCCGGCGACUCCGGUCUUGGUGGAACGAACAAGUGCUACUCCAACGAUGGAACCAACACCUACCGUUUCCUGCCCAACUUCCCCGCCUCCUGCCCAUACGUCACCACAGUCGGUGCCACCAUGAACUUCGAGCCCGAGGAGGCUGUCUACCGCGCGGCCCGCAACACCUCCACUGGUUUCCACGAUCUGUAUGCUGGUGGCAGUGGUUUCAGCAACUACUUCCCCCGUCCUUCUUACCAAGACAAGGUCGUUCCUUCUUACGUCAAGGCUCUGGGUACCCAGUACGAGGGCUUCUACAACAAGACUGGACGUGCUUACCCGGAUCUUGCAGCCCAGGGCUUGUACUUUGCCUACUUCUGGAACGGAACUGAAGGUGCUAUUAGCGGAACUUCUGCGUCCACACCGCUCACUGCUGGUAUCUUCGCCCUUGUCAAUGAUGCGCUGCUCGCGGCUGGCAAGCCAACGCUUGGCUGGAUGAACCCCUGGCUGUACAAGAAGGGCCACAAGGGCUUGACCGAUAUCACCAAGGGCACCAGCCAUGGCUGCAACGUUGACGGCUUCCCAGUCACUAAGGGAUGGGACCCAGUUACUGGUUUCGGCACGCCUAACUUCCCCAAGCUUUUGAAACAGGCGGGUGUGAAGGGCCACUGA